Cydia pomonella (codling moth) is the source of this 1250-nucleotide messenger RNA. RefSeq lists its product as uncharacterized. Lineage: Eukaryota; Metazoa; Arthropoda; Insecta; Lepidoptera; Tortricidae. Gene Ontology annotation, biological process: proteolysis. Gene Ontology annotation, molecular function: serine-type endopeptidase activity. The record is from RefSeq and is a predicted model, not a curated record. The transcript is spliced from 9 exons. The coding region runs from base 183 to 1184 and encodes 333 amino acids.
GUAAAUAAAUAAGAUCGUUAUAAGUUUUUACAAGUGUUGUAAGAUAUGUUUGUGUUGUACAGGGAAAACAAAACACCGAUUUUGUUGUUUUUGCUUCAAUUAAAAGAGAAAUAAGUCUGAGAUGGUCAAGUGAGGACAAUAUUAGUGAAUUUAGUUUUCCGAUCAUACAGUUUAGUGUGAAAAUGAUUAGGCUACUUGCAGUGCUGGCGUUGGUCCAUUAUGCUGUAGCUAUCACGGAACCGUCCCUAGAUGAGAUUAUUAACGAAAUAUUCGGGAUAUCAGAAGACGAAGAUGACAGCAAAGUGGGGCUCUCGGGCUGCAACGACCUUGAGGGCUCCGGCCGCGGGUGCCAUGAGUGCUACUUCUGUAACCACACCCUCAUACAGGACAGCAGAAUCAAAGGAGGACACGUGGAACUACAAUUAAAAGAUUCUUCAUGCGCCACCACCCAGAUAUGCUGCGUCCAACAACAAGACCUCGUCAAUUACAGAUUGAGCGACGCGUGCGGCAUAAACAACCCCGACGGCAAGCCACGCAAGCGGCGCUCCGCCCCGCGCGCCGUACUACAAGGGGAGUUUCCCUGGCGGGCCUGGGUUUACAAAAAGAACUCCCGCACCCCGCUCUGCGCCGCCUCAUUCGUGCAUGAAGACACCAUGGCACUCCUGACCCUGGCUUUUUGCGUCCAGGGUCUGUCUGCCGAGGGUCUGGAGGUGGCUUUCGUGAAAGGAGGCCAACGAUCUGCUGUCAGCAAAGUUAUUGUACAUAGUGGCUAUAAAGCAGGCCAAGACAUCAACAACAUAGCCAUCUUGAAGCUUCGCUCAUUAGAAUCAACACCGGCUUGGGCCUCCCCUGCCUGUCUACCACUAGCCCCACCUUCCCAUGCUGCACCCUGCAUCACCACCUCUGACAAGGACAUCCGUUUAAACACCAUAAUACCUCUCCGCAUAGCAUGCACGGAGACCCACAAAGCCCCGCCGGACUCUUUGACAUGUGCCAUGUUACCACCCAAGGACUAUCAACCAGAAAAGGCUGCAGGCCUCUUCUGCAAAGAGCAGCACGUGACGACGCCACUAUAUAUUCUACACGGCCUAGCCAUAUCGCGGCAGGAUGACUCCGUGACCACCUACGUCAACGUGUGGCAUUUCUCCGACUGGAUCAAGAAUCAGCUUGGGAUCGCUCGUUAGAUUACUUUAUCUAUUAUAAAUCUGUGUCAGCCUUAAAAUAAAUAAUAAAUGUUGUCACUAAAAGUA